Molecule: messenger RNA, 4862 nt
Organism: Orbicella faveolata
Lineage: Eukaryota; Metazoa; Cnidaria; Anthozoa; Scleractinia; Merulinidae
Product: cyclic GMP-AMP phosphodiesterase SMPDL3A-like
Molecular function (GO): phosphoric diester hydrolase activity
Source: RefSeq, a predicted model, not a curated record
GUCAUUUUGCUAACAAGGACACACUACUACGCUACUCACUAUCUAUUACAGAAUAGAUUUUGAGUAGCGUAGCCAACUGUACUUCUAUCUUAUACAGUUCUAAAUAAACUGAUCACUCGUGAUCUCCCCUACGUUAUCUGUUUCCGUCAGGUUGGGCCUGUUAUUAAUUAGUGCAGAACUCCCCAUGCAAUGGGGAACAAGAUAUUUCACACUUUUUCAGCCCAGGAGCAUUAAUUGGGUACUAAACGACUUGUCGGAGAAGUACUGGAAAGCUAGCAAUGAUGCCACGAACUAGUUUGAUUCUGGAGUAGCAGCUCAAGCCCGACUUUUUCAGGCACCGUGCUCAACAAGCUCUACUUGUAUUUGAAUUUUGUUAAGGGAAGGCUUGACUGACGUAAAUAAAAGAGAACUAGAUCUCAGGCAGGCCCUAGAUGAAAAAAAGAUAAUCACUGAUUUCUUUGUUAACCUUGGUUUUGUAGAUGUAAUGUGUUUCCUGUUUCCUGACGACAACAGUGAAUCGGAGGAAGAGUGCGAAUCGAGUUGAAAACAAGACCAUUAAGAUUGUAUAAAGACAAAAUUUGAGCAAUAACCACCAAGUCCGUGCCUGAGAACUCUUAAAAUCAAUACGCUGAAUAGUGUCCUUUCAUAAUCUAGAAUCAUGGAUAAUAGAAGAGACUGGGUCUCUUCUAUUAUCCACGCUAGAAUUAAUUUCGCGUGUUUAAUUUUCGCGCGCUCUUCUUUUCGCAAGUAUUAAUUUUCGGAAUUUUUUUCCAAAACGCGAAAGUCAAGAAAUUUUUACUUGCGAAAAUUAGUAAAAAUAAGUUAAUCUACCAGGACAAGAGAAAAUGAGCAGGACAAUAUCCACAAAGUGAUGCUUCGUAUUUUCGUAUUUUUGUUACAAGGUGAUUACUUACCUUGAGAAUUUUAAAAAAUGAUACUGAUUAGCUAAUACACUAUUGUUCUUUGAAGUAUUAUUCGCCUCUUAAUUUCACAACCAAUGCAUCAGCUGAGAGAGAAAUGUUUAAGGAAGCAUUUCGAAACACUUAAGUUCUGGUACGGGAUGACAAUUAAGCAAAACAAAGAAACACUCAGAUGGAAAAAACUGUUACUUAAUUCAGUAACCUGACUGCUGUCUGUAUUUAAAGAAGAUAUAGCUUCUCGCUGGUGUUCGUCAAAAUCUCCCUAUACGGCGGUAAUACGGACCUUGUACGCGCUUAGUUAGAUAAAUUUACGUAACGCAUGCGUAGGUUAUAUUAUUUAAGACACACAAAAAGGACUGUAAACAUUUUUAAACGUAUGUAAACGAAAAUGUUCAUAUUUCAGGAGCUAGCCGUUGUCAAGGAAGCAGUAGGUUUAGUAUUGAUUCUGCGUUGUUAAAGACAAUACAAUGUAUUUGGCUGGCUAAACUAUAUAAAGCCGCUAAUAUACUAAUAAAUCACUAUUCGAAACGAUUAUCGACUAAGUCAAUGAAUGCUUCUGUUUAGCCAUCGCUUUGUUAUUAUUGACAAACACUUCGCUGACGAUUAAUAGCCUUAAGCAUCGAUUAGGAUGCGAACACCGCGGGGCCUAAAUUCGGAUGCUGUUUCAAGAAUAUUGAAGGGACCUCUAACCCGAUUUUUGAAACAUUACUACUAUCCUACUUCCAGCUAACAUGUAAACUAGUUAUUUUCAGUCUUUAUCUUUAUGCAUUGUCAGAUGCCAUUAGAAUGUUCCCUGACUCAAUUUUGAUCUACUUAAAGACAGCUGUAUUUAACUUUGGGCAAAACAAUUUAACUAGAAUAGGCAUGAAUAAAUAAUUGCUUUUCCCCGCCACGUGUAUCUUGGGAAGAGUGUUAUGCAAAAGAAUUGACCGCAGGAGUAAACGUGACGGUAUUCAGUGGUUAUUAGUAGCAGCGAUCUAGCCACGUUAGUCAAAGCGAGGUCAAGAAUCCACAAUGUAUAUGGGCCAUUCAUUUGCGGUAUUGUUCGUAAUUAUCCUUGCCUUCGCUCUGCCAACUGAUUGUCGAAGGCCUAAGGGUCGCCCGUUUAACAUAGGUCGAAGAGACAAAUUGAAGUUCCUUCACGUAUCCGACGUCCAUUACACUCCAUUUUACAAUAAAUCCGUGGACGAAAGCAACUGGUGCGACAGCUCAGGAGCCAGUUCUACCGCGGAUUAUGAAGCACCUUAUGGGAGAAUUGGAUGUGAUUCCCCAGCAGCUCUCUGGUUAAUUACUUUAGAUGGCAUGAAGGAGAAAGCACGUGACGCCAAGUUUAUAAUGUUGGCAGGAGACUCAGCUGGCCACGGUCUGACAGACGAUUUUGGUUCACACAAUGUUCUAAACAGCUUGUCCUUUGUCAGCAGCAAAGCCCAUGAAGUAUUUCCGGAAAUUCCGGUUUUUCCUGCUUUUGGCAACAACGAUCUUCCCGGACAUUAUAUACUACCAAAUAACAGCGAUUGGUACAAGACUGUUCUGACUUACUGGGCUCCGCUUAUUUUGUGCGAAAAGUGCCCGGAUCAUGUCCAAAAGCCUACGACUAUGGAGGCACUUGCGAAAACAUUUAUUGAUGGUGGCUAUUACAGCGCAAACAUUGCAGAUGGAAAGAUGAUCUUACUAGUCUUGAACACCAUGUACUGGAAUGACAACAGAUACACCGAUCCGCUUGUUGAUCAGAUAGCUGAAAGUCAAAUGCAAUGGUUCAAUGAUCAACUUCAGAUGGCCAAAAACCAGAGAAAGAAAGUUCUUAUAAUGAGUCACAUUCCUCCCGGCGGUGACCCGUACGGAUACGACUUCUUCUGGCUACCACAGUAUCUAACCCGAUACGUGAGCCUUGUAGCUGGGAAGUACCAUGAUAUAGUGGCAGGUCAGUUUUAUGCUCACACUCACAGGGAUGAUUUUCAUCUUCAAAUCUUGGACGCCGCAAAUGAAGAGGCAGAAAAAGCGUCUACGAAAUCCUUUGUUAUAAUGACUGCCUCGAUAUCACCUGUUUACAGCAACAACCCGGCGUUUAAAGUGUUCACGCUGCGCACCGACAACCAAGCCCUUGUUGAUUAUGAUCAGUACUACCUCGAUUUGGUCAUAGUUACAGAAUUUUCUAAUCCGGUGUGGAAGUUCGAUUACACCUUCAGCAGGAAAUACCCAUCCAGAAACAAGUUCAUUAACGCUGACAGAAUUGACGAAUUGAACCAGGAGCUUAUAAGCCAAACUGAUGGUACAUACUGGAAAGCUUAUAUACCUUCCACAACGGCCAAUUACCAGACAGGAUCGUACGAUCGACUUCCCCUUUACUGUAUCAUGAGAUACGUAUUUGAAGAGGAUUUCAAAAAGUGUCACGAAAAAUUCAAAGUACUUGGUGGCUAGAGAGAGGAUUAAGUCAAGAUUACAAUACUGUGUGGGAUGUAUUACUCACUUGCAUUGUAACACGGUUUGCAGGAAUAAAAACUAACUUAACCGUGAAUGGUGUUUGUAUGAUUAAUCGUCGCAGCUAUAGUUGACACCCGGUAACUCGAACCCUCCCUAACUCGAACCCCCCGCUAACUCGAAGCAAUUUUCAUUUCCCUUCAGGCCAUUUUCUAUAUAAUUUUACCCUCGAUAACUCGAACCCCCGAUAACUCGAAUCUUUUACUAUUUCCCCUGAAGGCCCGAGUUAUCGGGAGUCGACUGUAAUCUAUUGGUCCUGCCAUUGUAAUUAGGAUGGCAGGAGCUUGUGUCGAGUUUCAAAUGUGCAUGACUAGAUUCCAUUGUUGCAACUGACUGUCACCUCUUUCGGCGUUAGUCGGGAGAAGGCGAAUAAAGGCAAGUCGUUCAGAGUUAAGACAAACCUCUCUCUCUCGGUAUUCUAAAGCAAAAAUGAAACACAUCGCAAAUAGUUUGAGUGGAGAGACGGCGGGAAAUUUGUUGUUGCUAUAUCAGUAGACGAUGUAAUAAUCGUAAUUUGGACAACUCGUAUAAUUGAACUCUUUUAAUCGUACUAAUCACUUCGAACUUGUUACGUUACUCGCCAAAGACUCGACUCUUCUCUAAUCGGAAAAGCACUAAACUUAUCCUAUUACAAAAUUCACGUGAUCAAACCGGUUCAAACAAGAAUACUGUACAAACAAAAUGCAGUGUCCAAUUGCACUGAUGAAUUCUUAAAUAAGAGCAAAGUUCAACGAUUUCUACGCUAUGUUAUUCAGCUUUAUUCGUACCUAAACAAAUAGAAAAAUAUAUUUAUUGGAAAGACUUCUUAGAACGUCUAGCCGAAUUACACGAGUCUCUUUCAAGUAUCACCAAACACGAUAUUUCCACAGCACAUGUUUCGGGUUCAUGUUUCAUAUAUUUUUUCCGUGCUUCCUGUCCUUGCUGUUACUUGGUGUACAGGGAGAGUGAUUUUUGCUGCUCCUCUAUGUCACAGUGACACGAAUCCUCGAGUAUAUAGCGAAGAUAGCGCAACCACAAGCAUAAACACAUUCUUUUCAUAUCUUCCUCACAAAACAUCACUGUGGCAUAAGCAAACGUAUACCAACAACAACAAGAAAAUUGUUGGUUCUAUUGGUACUGAAGUUCAGGGGUAUACAACGACGGACCAUCAUAGUAACAAAUGCUUAUUUUUAGGCAGUUCUACUAAUUUCAAGAACCGAAUGUUCCUCUCCUUUUGCAAAGAAAUUAAUGUGAAAGGCAUGAGCAUUCACAAGUCAGAGUCCUCGGCCUCCUUUAGACUUAAUAAGAUGUUGAAAUUACUGACUCUGUACUUACCAUACAAGUUCAAGUCUGAGUUUUAUCCAAGACAAACUGCGAGUUAUCAGUAAUGACAACAAUCUCCGCGAAAUAAGGGAUGUUUGGUAGUAUAGUAGGGUAUUAAGGUAUUAGGGUAUUAGGGUAUUAGGGUAUUAGGGUAUUGGGGCA